AUGGCACAACCAGACCCGAACACCACCAGUCCACAAAAAAUAGAUUAUAAAAAAAAUAAUUAUAAUAGUUAUUUCUUUCAAAAACUUAAAGAUGAACCCUUGAUACCUUUCGGCUUGACUUUGACAGUUUUAGCUCUAGCCGGAGCAACAUUAGGAUAUCAAAAAGGUGACUCAAAAACUAUGCAGAGAUUUUUAAGAUUUCGCGUACUAGCUCAAGGCUUUACUGUAGUAGCGGCUGUUGGUGUACCAGUUUAUUAUCAAUUGACUCAUAAAAGGAUUUAA
Molecule: messenger RNA, 282 nt
Organism: Dentiscutata erythropus
Lineage: Eukaryota; Fungi; Glomeromycota; Glomeromycetes; Diversisporales; Gigasporaceae
Source: the annotation of a GenBank genome assembly